Molecule: messenger RNA, 1010 nt
Organism: Ilyonectria robusta
Lineage: Eukaryota; Fungi; Ascomycota; Sordariomycetes; Hypocreales; Nectriaceae
Product: signal transduction histidine kinase
Exons: 2
Coding region: 283-732 (149 amino acids)
Biological process (GO): phosphorylation; phosphorelay signal transduction system
Cellular component (GO): cytoplasm; nucleus
Molecular function (GO): histidine phosphotransfer kinase activity; protein histidine kinase binding
Source: RefSeq, a predicted model, not a curated record
GUCGGUGAGACUGCACUCAUCCUGUCAUGCACUAGAGCACAUUGAGAGCAAGGAAUGCGGCUAUAUGUACCAUCUACCCGCCUGCAGACUUCUGAGCCUCCGUCCCACCUAUCACCUUCUCAACCCACAGUCACUCUCGCCGUUUCUUAUCAGCUUCUUCUUUGCCGCAUCUUCAGCAAGUAACUUGGAUGGUCACUCGGAUUCAUCUGCUCUCUGGCUUCCCUUCCACACCCGGCCCCGUUGCAGCAUUUCUACUCGAAACACUCACAACCGCAUAUCAUCAUGAGGCCAGAUGAGAAUAAGCUUGGACCGAUCCGUGCAGCUGGCCAUGUCAUUAACGUGGAUACCUUUGCACAAAUACUCCAAAUGGAUGACACUCCUGAGCACGAGUUCAGCGGCGCGAUUGUUUUCGACUUUCUGGCCCAAACAGAACAGUCUUUUCAGUCUUUAAAUAGAUAUCUGGAAGAAUCAGAUCUCCACAGCCUUGCGUCUCUCGGAAGUUUCAUGAAAGGGUCCGGAGAAAUGUUGGGCUUGAUGAAAUUUCAAGAGAGCUGCAAGCAACUUGAACGGUAUGGAAAACAGUUGGAUGACGACGAAGUUUCUAAGCUGGAUGAAGAGUUCUGCCUAGAUCAAAUUCGGGAACUCUCUGGUCGCCUCAAGACGGAUUUCGCUGAGGUUGAAGGGCCUUUGAGAGCAUACUACUCCCAGUUUCGUUGGCAAGGGGAUCACUAGUUAAUAAUGUCGCGGUUGCUAAUGGCGAUUGAUAAUCGCGAGCGAGCUACAGCCUGAUUUUGAGUCCAUAAUCAACCUACAAUUAGAAAAGAGAUGAAGGUUAUCGUCGAACACGAUAUAGAGUGUAUAUACCAGCUCAGUUGACUACGUUAGGAGUACUCUAUUUACUCCAUAUUCUUACCCAUGUUGGACGACUCAGGUUUUUCGAAUCCUUCUUGUUUUAAUUUUCCAUAGGGUACAUAGGUCAGAAAAGCUCCUCACCGAGGCAUAUUGCUUGA